Messenger RNA from Cherax quadricarinatus, 3689 nucleotides. Its product is annotated as RAD52 motif-containing protein 1. Gene Ontology annotation, cellular component: nucleolus. Gene Ontology annotation, molecular function: nucleic acid binding. The record is from RefSeq and is a predicted model, not a curated record. NCBI's taxonomy places the organism in Eukaryota, Metazoa, Arthropoda, Malacostraca, Decapoda, Parastacidae.
CGAUACGGUGUAAGGUGUCAGUGGCUCUUUAAACCCCCAACAACUGGAAGAGGAGGAACUAUUAUAGGACUGCACCAGCCUUCGUCAGGUGUGGACGUCUCUCUCUCGCCUGAGCAUCAGUGACCAGUUUUUCCCUUCUUUGUCUGGGACGCUUGUCGUCAACUUAUUCUGUCUUCUGAGCACUUUACAAGAGUGACAUUCAUCAGCUCUAUUAUUCCGCUCUGCGGAUAUUAUUGGUCAACGGUUUUGGUGGGAAGCCGGUUCCUGAACUCGGGCGAAAGUGUAGGCGCCCUGUUCUGCUGAGGCUUGGUGAAGAAAAAAAAUCCACCUGGUUUACUUGGAAACUUCUAAUUUCUGUUUAUUGUUCCAAAAGGACUCUUGUUUUCAUUUUUUUUAUCGUCCAGAUUUGGCCAAUAUCUCCUCCGUGUAUUGGGAAGCAGAGCUCGAUACGACGUACACCGUCAGUGGCUUUAACAAACCCAACCAGAAGAAGAAUUUUAAUUUAACAAGUACUUAACCCAGGACGACUUUAGUGAUGUAUGGAAGUAUGAUUCUGCCCUGAGCAUCUAUUGCAAAUUUUCUUUUAAUUAAUUGGACGCUUGUCCUCGUCUACCGGCAACAUAAUUAUUGCUAGAGUCUUGAUGCCGGGGAGGGAAGCUAGAUACAAGAUAUUCUAUCAAUCCUUCCUUAACUUAGAUCUAUCUGAUUGUUUCCAUUCCAUUACCACUGGCUGUAUGUCCCCUACGGGUUUAACGCGUCCCCUCUCCCCAUGAGUUCACGGUUCUGAGGGUAACGCCGCAGCCGGUCACCGACACACAAAGGGUAUUAUAUGGACCAAAAAAUUCCAAACUGGAUCAAUUUUAAAGAAAAAUUUUAACUUUAAUUCCGCCUACAUCUGUUAAAAGAAACUCCACAAGGACCUGAAAAGUUGGACGGUAGUAUGGAUAUUGAGGUGAUACCUUUUGAAUCUCCGAAAGAUGAUGAUCAUCAGCUGUACUUGCCAUGGAUCAAGUGGAAUGACUCUCAAGAAAAUUUAGAGAAUGAAUUGGAGGAAAAGUUUACACGAUUUGGUCUGAUACAUCGAGCGUCUGUUUACCGGAGUAGACUUAGCUUCAUAAAUGAAGUAGAAACUGACAACCUAUGGUAUGGUUAUGUUUCUUUCUACUCAACGUGGGAUUUUGAAAGAGCACUGCAUUCUGAUGGCAAGAUAAAAAUUGGAGAGAAGGAAAUUAAAAUAAUAAAGAAAAAAAAUAAUAGGCCUCAUAAGAGAAUAUUUCUUUCCGUUCACAAAGCCCAAAAUUUGCUUACUCAUUACUUUGGAUUUAAUUGCUGGACAUCCAAAGUUAUAUAUUUGGAGAGGGAGGAGGAGGUUAAUGUGCCUAAUGUUGUGCGAUAUAUAUGCAUGGUGCACAUAAAAUUGCCAAAAGAGGAGCUCUGCAGUGAAGGAGUGGGGACUGGAGAGGUCCCGUUGAAUAAUGCCUCUCCAGUGUCACGGGGAUAUGCAUUUUGCUGUGCAAGGAGAUUUGCAUAUCAUUCAGCACUGAAAGCAGCAUUCUCCAAAUUCAUUAUAAUCCGACUAAAGAAUGGUAAGGUGACAAUAGAAGUUGACACAACACAAUGCGAUCCCAUAAAAUAUCAUCCAGCUUGGGACGAAUCUCUUAUCAAGGUAAAUAAUGUCAAUUACGACCCAGAAGAAGAAGAAGAAUGUGAGGAAUUUGAGAAUAUUACCGAAGAACAAUUAGAAGAAUUCCUUAAUGCUUCUAUGUGAUUUGUGUAAUCUGUUAAUGAUUUCAUUGCCUAUAUCUGAUUUGUGCAAAUUUUUCCUGGAUCAUCAGUAGUUAUGGUAUAUUUUUUAAUUUAUAAUUUUUUUAUAUUUUCUGAAUUUUUUUUAUGAGUCAGUUCCUGCAUUUAAAGCAUACUGACAAUUGUUUUACAAGCCAUUGAUCUGUAGUAAAGCAUACUGACAAUUGUUUUACAAGCUCUUCGUCUGUAGUAAAGCAUACUGACAAUUGUUUUACAAGCUCUUCGUCUGUAGUAAAGCAUACUGACAAUUGUUUUACAAGCUCUUCGUCUGUAGUAAAGCAUACUGACAAUUGUUUUACAAGCCAUUGAUCUGUAGUAAAGUAUACUGACAAUUGUUUUACAAGCUCUUUGUCUGUAGUAAAGCAUACUGACAAUUGUUUUACAAGCUCUUUGUCUGUAGUAAAGCAUACUGACAAUUGUUUUACAAGCUCUUUGUCUGUAGUAAAGUAUACUGACAAUUGUUUUACAAGCUCUUCGUCUGUAGUAAAGCAUACUGACAAUUGUUUUACAAGCUCUUCGUCUGUAGUAAAGCAUACUGACAAUUGUUUUACAAGCCAUUGAUCUGUAGUAAAGUAUACUGACAAUUGUUUUACAAGCUCUUUGUCUGUAGUAAAGCAUACUGACAAUUGUUUUACAAGCUCUUUGUCUGUAGUAAAGCAUACUGACAAUUGUUUUACAAGCUCUUUGUCUGUAGUAAAGCAUACUGACAAUUGUUUUACAAGCUCUUUGUCUGUAGUAAAGCAUACUGACAAUUGUUUUACAAGCUCUUUGUCUGUAGUAAAGCAUACUGACAAUUGUUUUACAAGCUCUUUGUCUGUAGUAAAGCAUACUGACAAUUGUUUUACAAGCUCUUUGUCUGUAGUAAAGUAUACUGACAAUUGUUUUAUAAGCCCUUUGUCUGUAGUAAAGUGUACUGAUAGUUGUUUUACAAGUUCUUUGUCUGUAGUAAAGCAUACUGACAGUUGUUUUAGAAGCCCUUUGUAAUAAAGUGUACUGACAAUUUUUUCACAAGUCAUUUUUCUGCAUUUAAAGCAUACUGACAUAAUUUUUGCCUCAUUAUUCACUAAUCAUUUCUCUUCCUUCCUGCACCUAUCCUAUAAUUGCAUAUCUUUGCUGCAUAUGCUGACACUACAUUCUUAAGUUCAUCUUUUUGAUUUCCUCAUCAUUUUCUCUCAUUCUAGCAAACUUUCCCAAUAAUUUUUCUGUCAUUCGGCAAUAAUUUUCUUGAAUUCAUUGUUUUCAGUCACCUUUGGUUGCCUGGUGAGCAUUCUUUGUCUGAAUUUUUCUCUCACAGUUCCCCCUUUAUUGCAGAUUUAAUAGUGGUGGCACCAUAAGGGGCAAGGGGCUACAGCACCUCUAUAUAAAAAUUCCAGUAGCUCUCCCAAAGCCCCAAAUAAUAAAAUAAUAAUAAUAAUAGAAGUAUAAUAAUAAUAAUAAUAGAAAUAAUACUAAUACUAAAAAUAAUAAAGCUUCAAGGCAAGCCUCCUAGCACCCUCUUCCAUUUAGAUUGCCACCCCAAGCCCCUCCUGUAUAAAACUUAUAGAGGCACUCCUGAAACACUAUUUCUCAAUUGACACUGAUUUGCUACAUGAGCUGUGACUCCAGUCUUUCCUGCGGAUAUUCUUCCUUCACUACAUCCAUCUCUUCUACCCUUCUGCCCACUGUCUUUGUGACCUCUGUUAUCAUCCUUGUGAGUUCACCACUUUCCAUGAUUUUAUUAAUAUAAUUCAGUCACUAAUUUCUCCUUAUUGACUGUUACCAUUUUUGUAUUCCAUCUUUCUCUUGCUCUUUACUCUUUACUCUAGCUACAGUAUUAUUAACUAUUGAUCUGAUCAUGUUAAUUUAGUGAUGCAUUCCAUUAUAUUUUAAUAAAUCAGUCACUUUAA